Messenger RNA from Aureobasidium pullulans EXF-150, 1116 nucleotides. RefSeq lists its product as uncharacterized. The coding region runs from base 117 to 830 and encodes 237 amino acids. The record is from RefSeq and is a predicted model, not a curated record. The transcript is spliced from 2 exons. Lineage: Eukaryota; Fungi; Ascomycota; Dothideomycetes; Dothideales; Saccotheciaceae.
CUGCCUGAAGUGAAGGCUGCAAAAUUCAAUAACACUUUGACUCAUCAACCUCACACAUCCGAACGUCGAUAUCUCGCAACGUUAAGCAUCCCUUAUGGGUAUGCGCGUUUCACAUUAUGGAUUUGUCAACCACCAAUGAAUCACCAGGCGUCUUCGAUUUUCUUAGGCUCCCACGCGAACUUCGCGAUCUCGUCUACUCUCUACACCUCUCGAAACCAGGCAAGGUUGGCUAUGAAGGUGACGAUGACUACUGUGUCCAACGCACCGACGAUCAACCUGCUAUCAAACCCACCAUUGGCAUCAACAUUCUCCGUGUCUGCAAACAGAUCUAUGACGAGGCAGUCACCUACGCCUACAUUGAUCGUAAAUGGGCAAUGGGCUAUGCACUCAGUCCUUAUCCAGGAGCCAUCCAUUGUGCUCAAAGAUUGUCUUGCAUUCCUUCGAAGACGGCAGAGAGAGUUCAACAUCUUGGCCUCGACGUGACGGUCUACUUAUACGAGUCGGGUGGAAACGUUGCUCCCGUCGAUAUGGGUGGCCUCUUCAAGAUGAAGUCACUCCAUACUCUCGAGCUGUUCCUAUUUUUCGAUUGCGAUUCCAAGGCGUCUCAAAGCUGGCUUGGAGGUGGUGCCAGAUAUCGUACCACUCCUCUUCUCAUCGGCCUGGUUCGCCAGAUCCUCAGUCAAAUACCGGUCCAUGUCAGAAAAAUUAUCUGGCUCUCCGCCUUUAGAGAUGACGGCGGCUUUUCGAUUGGGGGCGAGCUGGACCAUGAUCUGUUCGAGAUCGCCAAAACGUACAACGGCAUCAAAGGCUGUUCAUAUCAAACUACCUGAGAAAUAGGACGAUGAAACAAUUACGAGACUACCGAGGACAAGAACUUUGAAUGACCUCCGCCAAGCCACUCAAAGCUGUUGUCUCCAUCAAAGAUGGACUAGUGAAGUGGUAGAAAGAACGAGUGUUGUCGAUAAGGAAGAGUAGCCGAAGAGAAGUACUGGAAUUGGCGGUGUCUUGUUCCGCACAUGUGAGUAACUUGAUGUCUCCAACGAGUGGAGAGGUUAUGUGAAACUUAGCUCAGACGUUUCGGCUCGAAAUUUUAGUUUUACAAGCACGUGUGUUGGU